AUGGAAUUUUGGACCCUCACGGGAUGGAUCAUUGCCGGCGUCUUCGCGGUGCUCGGCGCCGCCGUCUUCAGUGCCUUCUUGUUGCCUCACUCCUACUUGCUUCAGAAGCCGGAGCCGGAGGAUCUGAAGGCGGCCAUCGAAAGAGAGUUGCCAGAGGCUCAGCCGGGCGAGGGCGACGUUUGCUCGGUGUGCUUAGAGGGCUUCGACGUCGCAUCUGCCAAGCAGUUAAAAUGCAAGCAUUGCUACCACAGCGAUUGCUUGACCAGCUGGGCCCGCUCGGAGCAACGGCGGCGGCAGACUCCCCACGGCCUGGUGCGGAUCGUGUGCCCGCUUUGCGGGGCGCUCGACGUUGCAGUGGGCUGA
This is a messenger RNA of Durusdinium trenchii, 363 nucleotides long. The record is from the annotation of a GenBank genome assembly. NCBI's taxonomy places the organism in Eukaryota, Dinophyceae, Suessiales, Symbiodiniaceae.